AGUCUGAGUAUUCCGUCUAUAGCGUCGCGGCGCCUUUCAUCCGUCACUUUUUCGUCGAUUCAACUUUCUCGUGCGGAAAUUUCUAGGUCCUUUGAGCGUAGCGAUUCCAUGUAGAAUUCAGGCAACUCAUAAUUAUUCCUCAUGAGGAAUCCUCUCCAACAAGCACUUUCAACCCCAUAUGGUCAACUUUAAAAUCCACAUCCUAAUGACCAACAUAGAAAUGCCUACAGCUCCACCAGUUUCAUCUGGCGAUCCAGAGGAAGACGUCGCUUUCAAGGUUCUCAACCAGGACAAUCUUCCUAUUUCAGUGAUUGGAGAACCCAUUCUCAAACCCUUCGACAAGGACAGUCAGAAGCUCAAGCCUAACGUCAUAGUCCACCCCACGAGGAGGGUGGUAACGAAUCUCGAGGAGAACAAACGGAAGCCUUUUGCGAAGUCGAGUGGUCACUUGAGUAAUAAUGAUAAGAAUAAGAGGAAGAAUAUAAGUAGUUCGUAUGGGAAUUUGUACCACAAUGGGGGUGUCAAAUUGAAGAUCGAGGAUUUGAAUGAGGAUGUGAAUAAGUUCACGAAAACUUUAGACUGGAAACUGAAAAGACUGGAAAAAGAGGAGAACAAACAAAACAAGAAACCGACCCCAGAAACGACAACGUUAAAGAAGCCGUUCGUUACAACAGUAAAAAAAGGACAGUUCUUAGAGCCACCCCCGGAAAUAGCAUCCCUCAUCGGUAUAAAGGUAGAAGAUCAACCCUACAGAAAAAAACCGAAAGAAACGAAGCAACUGUACGCGUUUGCAAGUCGACCAAGAGUUCUUAGUAGAACUCCGCCUAAAAGUCUACACCAGACCAGAUGUGAUGCCGCAGCUAAGACUCAUGUCAAAAUUAUUGGAUCGAUAGUUGGGCUGAGUGACAUAGAUGAGACAUCGAACAAGACCAGGCAUUUACAUACCAUAGAAAAAAGGUCAACCGAUUUCACAUCGCAUAAUGAACAAGUAAGUGAAUCUUUCAAAGCAUGUUAUUAG
Molecule: messenger RNA, 1018 nt
Organism: Leptinotarsa decemlineata (Colorado potato beetle)
Lineage: Eukaryota; Metazoa; Arthropoda; Insecta; Coleoptera; Chrysomelidae
Gene: Rsph3
Product: Radial spoke head protein 3
Cellular component (GO): cilium
Source: RefSeq, a predicted model, not a curated record